Messenger RNA from Marasmius oreades (fairy-ring Marasmius), 667 nucleotides. RefSeq lists its product as uncharacterized. NCBI's taxonomy places the organism in Eukaryota, Fungi, Basidiomycota, Agaricomycetes, Agaricales, Marasmiaceae. Gene Ontology annotation, biological process: mitochondrial respiratory chain complex III assembly. The coding region runs from base 63 to 383 and encodes 106 amino acids. The transcript has 3 exons. The record is from RefSeq and is a predicted model, not a curated record.
CGUGCCCGAAACACCCAACCGAUCGCGAGGCUCUUAUUCUCAACUUGUUCUCAACAGUCAGAAUGGCUACAGCUACCUCGUCAAAACAUGCUCAAAGCAUGCUCAAAAUGGCUAGGAAUUGGCCAAAAGAUCCUUUUAGACCUCAUCUUCAAUUAUCGGUCUUCCUCGAAUCCUUGUCGACACACCCUCAGCUCACUCCUCGAGCAGUUCAGGCGGUCCAAGCUUUAGAGCAUAGCACUAUACAAAAACGGUAUUCGCUAUCUGACAAGAUCUUGAAACCGGCUUCCGUGCCCCAUCACUACGAACGUCUGGUCGAAGGUUUCGAGAAGAGUGCACAAGGCAUAAGAAGACCAUUAUGGAAAAUUUUCUUCGGAAUCUGGUAAUCAUCAUUCGUCAUUUCAACUGCACUCGACGAUGCCCAUCAAUUCGCUGGCAUCUGACAUCGAUAUAACCGCCAAGAAUGCGUCUUCCGUGCGUGGAUAUGGGAAACUUUGCUAUAACAGAAUUGUUAACGGGCCCCGUUGGAGAAUGGUUAAUGGAAGAACCGUGAGCCCCAUUAAGUCUGCAUGAUUACUGUAGCAGAUCCGUGUAAAAACUUAAAAAGAAGUACUUGGAUCAACCAGCUUUAGCUUCCAGCUUCAUAAGUACACGACAAUGAAUAGCGGGG